Messenger RNA from Pantherophis guttatus, 3036 nucleotides. The record is from RefSeq and is a predicted model, not a curated record. NCBI's taxonomy places the organism in Eukaryota, Metazoa, Chordata, Lepidosauria, Squamata, Colubridae.
GCCGAUAUGAUGUACUCAAUAAAGAAGACCGUUGAGAAGGAGCCAAGUCUGAGAGUUCUGAUUUGCUUGGGUUCGUUAGUCGUAGCCUUGACACUUGUUUCGUUUCCAAGGCCAGCUAAAGUCUGCUACCUCCUCAGACAAUGAAGGUCCAGAAGAUGGAAAAGACGCUUCAGAAUAAGAAUAGAAGGGAAACGUGCACCAAGGUUCCAGAGAUGGAAGAAUAUGGCGGUCGCGCUCCAUUGCUUCCAGCUCAAAUGCCUAAUGAUGGGAAUUGGCAUAGUCCCAAGAUGCCUACACCCUCAAAGCCAGACCAUUUAGAGUAUUCUCGCACACCAGUUCCUUGGUCCAAACGCAAAUUCAGCCACAAGCCAGUAGCAGGUGAAGGAAGGAAGCUUUCUCUCACCACCUCCACAAAACGAUCAGGAAGACUAGCAGCCUUGGCAGCUGCAGCUAUGAAGAACAGAGGCCACCAAGUGCAACAGGCCGAAGACAUUGUGAAGAUGAAGAAGGCCAAAACUCUGCACUCAGGGCAUCCAGACAAAGCCGAAGCAGUGGAUGUUCUUGAGAACUUCAUAGCCCACUUUCUCACUUACCUGCAUGAAUGUCCAGACAGACCUGACUUCAGGGAUACCAGAGAACUAAUCCCAGGAGAUAAUAAUGCCUACGAACAGUUCCUACGUCCAGGUGAGUUUGAGGUCCUCCUGACCAUCCCCCUUCCGGAUUGUACCCAAUACAUGGAAGUAGAAGGCUACCAAGGCCUUUUCUACAACUUAUCCCUCCUGAAGAAGUCCCAUCAUGGCUUCCCUGCAACUUUUCUCCUGGAAGAUGAAAAAACCAUAUCCCCAAGGAACAUCACGGAGGAAUUCUGGAAGCAGGUCAAUGCGUUCAUCGACGUUGUUUAUUCAGUACCUUUCCCAGGUUGGCAGAUGAGGCUGGAGAAAAAGAAGCCCAAAUGUCCCAUGGUUAACCUGGUCCUGCUGGAUGAUUGUGGUGCUAUGUUCAUGACCAUGAACCUCGUCCCUCUUCUGGAGUUCACCGGCCAAUGGCCAGGUACAAAACAGUCCAGAGAACUGAUGGAGGACAAUCUCGUGGCACGUCCGACGGAGAGGUUAUAUUUUGUUGCCGAACAGUGUCCGGGGAGACAUAAUAAAGAAACAUGGAGAAUUUCCUUCUCGCAUGAGGAAAAAGAGAUUUUGUACCACCACAGCAGUCCUCUAGCAUGCUACAGACACCAUGGAUCACAAUGCUGCAGGAAUGAUUGUCUGAAGAUGCUACAAGAUCUGGUGGAUUCUCUUAAGAUGGAACACCCACUAAUGUUGGCUCCUCUGAGUUCUUACCACAUUCAGACGUCCUUUCUGCACUCUCUCUGGAAUUGGAAGGCUGACACUGACUGGAAGCCUUCGGACGUCGCUUACUGUUUCGAGAGAGUCCUGGGCAAUUUCAUUCAGGAGGUGGCCUCUGCUCACCUGAGCCAUUUCUUUCUCCCGACAUGCAAUCUGUUUGCGGCAAAGUUCUUCCCACCCACUAAACUGAAGUUCUUGUGCUCUCACCUUAGAGAGAAAGAAGCCACUGCCAAAACAUCCCACCAGAAAUGUUAUCCUGCUCUGGCUCCGCGUUCUGACAUGACGCGACCACACCUGGCUGCUGUCAGUUGUUCUCCCUAGUGUGACAGUUUAACCAGGGUGUCAGCAACCCACAGCUCUGGAGCCGCAUGCGGCUCUUUCAUCCCCCUGCUGUGGCUCCUUAUCGGCUGAACCCACCACUGGCUGGCCCCACCCCCUCAGCCUCCCCUUCCAGUCACUCCUCGCCUGGCCUGAGAGAGAGGAGAGAGAGAGUCAGAGAAAGAGAAAGAGUCACACAGAGAGAGAUACCUGUUUCCCACAGAAAACACCGGGAGCCACAAAACCUGGGUAGACGUGGCUGGGGGGGGGUCAUGUGACUGGGUGGGAGUGAGUGACAUCGAGUUGACCACACCCACCCACGUUUUGUGGCUCCCGGUGUUUUCUUUUCUGUGGGAAAUGGGUCCAAAUGGCUCUUUGAGUGUUUAAGGUUUCAGACCCCUGGUUUAAUUCAAAGAUACCUGCAGCUCUGCUGGACAAAAGAAAAGCUGGGCACCUUCUUUGUUAGGGACCAAGUCAUUUAAACCAAUCUAGGUGAUUCACAGGUUUUUGCAAUUGCAGCAGGUCCCAAGAAGGAUUCUUUAUGGACUUCCAGAGGGCAGGUCUGAGCAUUCUCAGUCCUUCUUAUAAAAUCCAUCCAUCUCUUCCAUUCAUUUCCAGUCACGUUGUCUGUGAGGAGACUAACAUUCAUCCCACAAAAGACCAAAUAUUAUAUAUCCAGUGAUGAUGGCAGGCAACCUCUUUGGAUAUUUUGAAUUGCAGUUCCCAUCAUUUAUAUGGCUGCUCACUCUUCAAAGUGGCUGAUGAGAGUUGAGCUCAAAGAUGGAAAGGACUGUGGCAGAUCUUCCCAUUACAGUUUGUUUUAUAAAAACAGACAAAGACAAAAUAGGGGAAAACCUAUUCCAGAAUAAUGCACCGAUUCAUUAUUAUUAGCCAGACUACCAGCUGGGAAUUAAUUUUGUUGCAAAGGAAUGUCAGUUGAUAUUCUUGAUGUUCCAGGACUACAGCUCCCAAAAUUCUCUGCUAGCUUAUCAGGGGGUGCCAGUUUAGGGUUUGUAUUUCUUUUGAAUCUUAAAUUUUAAGCUGAGUGACUUUUUAAAAGGGCGGAAGCACACUGUAAAUUCAAGUGGCUUUACUCCAUCAUCACCACCAACAGCAAGAUUUGCAAAUGUGUGAGUGGCUGGCUGAAGAAUUCUGGAGCUGAAGUCCACAAGUCUUAAAGUUACCAAGUUUGGAGUUUAGAUCAUUGUUUCUUUUGUUUGUUCGUUUGUUUUCCUGGUUUAUUGAAAUAGGAUUUCCACCACUUUUCAUGUUCUUGUGGUUUUUGAUGUGAAUUGCUGCAAUAGUUUUUGUGUUCUGAAGAAAUCUGUUCCGUUCUUCCCUCCCGUCUGAAAAUAUACUUUUUUUCUCCCAAAAA